AUGAUGGCGCCGACAAGAUCGUUGCUGCACUACGUGUGCAGCCUAGUCCUCUUCGCCUGCUGCGCCCGGGCGCUCAGGUUCGACCUGCAGGCCACAAGCCCUCAUGAGGGCAAGAAGGAGCGAUGCAUCCGUAACUUUGUCGCUCGGGACACCCUCGUUGUCGUCACGGCCAUUGUGGACGGUCAGAAGGGUGAUGGCAUGACCGUCAAUAUGCACAUCAAGGACGCUGUUGGCAACGACUACGGCAAGCCUAAGGAUAUUGCGGGCGGCGAGAAACGCAUUGUCUUCACCUCCCACGCCGACGCUGCCUUUGACGUUUGCUUCGAGAACAUCCUCUCUGGCUCCGGACGCAGCGGCGCCACGAGUCGUCACAUCGAGCUCGACAUCGAUAUCGGCGCCGACGCAAAGGACUGGAACGCCAUCCAGGCGACGGAGAAGCUCAAGCCCGUCGAGGCGGAGCUGCGGCGCAUCGAGGAGCUUGUCGGCGAGAUCAACAGCGAGAUGGAUUACCUGCGCUCUCGCGAGCAUAAGCUGCGCGACACCAAUGAGAGCACCAACACCCGUGUUAAGUGGUUCGGCAUCGGUACUACGUUGAUACUCGUCGGCCUGUGGGCCUGGCAGAUUAUGUACCUGCGGGCGUACUUCAGAUCCAAGCACCUUAUUUAG
Molecule: messenger RNA, 666 nt
Organism: Colletotrichum higginsianum IMI 349063
Lineage: Eukaryota; Fungi; Ascomycota; Sordariomycetes; Glomerellales; Glomerellaceae
Product: Endoplasmic reticulum vesicle protein 25
Exons: 4
Coding region: 1-666 (221 amino acids)
Biological process (GO): Golgi organization; intracellular protein transport; endoplasmic reticulum to Golgi vesicle-mediated transport
Cellular component (GO): Golgi apparatus; endoplasmic reticulum-Golgi intermediate compartment; endoplasmic reticulum
Source: RefSeq, a predicted model, not a curated record